This is a messenger RNA of Heterostelium album PN500, 1419 nucleotides long. RefSeq lists its product as uncharacterized. The coding region runs from base 1 to 1419 and encodes 472 amino acids. The transcript is spliced from 3 exons. The record is from RefSeq and is a predicted model, not a curated record. Lineage: Eukaryota; Evosea; Eumycetozoa; Acytosteliales; Acytosteliaceae.
AUGGUAGAAUCAACUCAUGGAACUAUCAGGAUUACACCAUCCACUAGAAGUGCUGUCCUCAUUCGUGUUUUUAACGAUCAAUAUGAGGAAAUUAAUGAUACAACUUGUUUUGAAAGUGUUCAUGUUAUCAUAGAAUCAUAUGACCCAGAUAAAGAGAAAAAAUGGGAUAGAACGACAAUAUCAUUGUCUCAACCUACAUGGAAAAGAACUGGACAUCCAAAGAUCAUUUUGAAAGCUAUCGUCUACUAUUGUCAAAACCUAAAAGAUUUAGAGAGGACUGUCAUGAGAGAGAUUUCCUACCCGACAAAGAAAUCAAAUAUUAAGGAAAAGACAGAGAAGGAGGACUAUAUGACUAGAAUGUCUGAGCCAUUCAAAGGUCAAAUCUUUUAUCAUAAAAACGAAGAUCCAAACAUUGCAAUAAACAGAAAUAAUAGAAUUAGCAAUAAUAAUAAUAAUAAUAAUGAAGAUGAUGAAAACAAUAACAAUAACAAUAAUAAUAAUCAACCAUAUUUAAAUUUAUAUGAAGAUGACUCUGAAGAAUCUUCAGAUGAUUUCAAUAAUAAUAAUAAUAAUUAUGAUCUACCAAAUUAUGAAAAAAAUAUGGUAGAAUCAGAGGAAGAUAGAUUUGUAAAAGAUGAAACCAACUCUAGUUUUAUCAAGACCAAAGGUUUAACUCUACGUUUUUGCAUUAGAAAUGGGUUCAGAGUAUUUCCUAAAGUAGUAGAGGCCAAACCUUCUUCUCCACCCACAACUUUCAAGUUUUCUUCUUACAUUCCUUCAGGAAGUCCGAAUCAAGUCCCCACUCUUUCAUUGGUAGUUUCUCCUCCAAGUAGAAGCAAAAAACCAAGAGCCAACUACCACUCCAAACAAAUUUCACAACAAUCUUCAACUGUUGAUAAUUCCACUAAUCAACAACAGCCACCCCAACCUAAGAAAUCAAAACAAAAACAACAAAAACAAAAACAAAAACAAAAUCAACAACAAUUUCAACAAGAACAAGAACAUCUACCACUACUACAACAAUUUCCACAGCAACAGCAAGAACAACAACAACAACAACAAUACCAAUAUCAAUUUCAAAAUCCAGAAAAUCAACAAUCUCAAUAUGAGUAUCACUUUCCACAACAAACACAGUAUAUGUACAAUUUUCAAAACACAAAUAAUGAAAACUUUUCGAUACAACAACCCAAUAUGAUUCCUUACCAUCAUUUCUAUCAGUAUCCAGAUCUCAACACACAUCAAAUGCCAACUCUUCAACCAUAUCCUUAUUAUAUUAACAAUUUUAUGCCAAAUCAGUUUCAACAAAUUUCACAAGUUCACCAACAAAAUAAUGAACAAAACCAACAAAAUCAACAGAAUCAACAAAAUCAACAAAAUCAACAAAAUAAUGAACAAAACCAACAAAACCAACAGAAUUAA